CGCCGCCCAUAUCCUGUCUAGCCUAUAUCCUGGCCACACCAAUGUUUUAGUUUACUUGUUACAUUUAUGAUUUUUUAGUUUCAUUUAAAGUUUAUACAUAAAUAAAUUAUAUCAUUCGUUAGUGUUGAUUAGUAGUUUAUGUUGUUAGUAUUUUGUGUUAAUAUUUCUUAUAAUAAUUGUUUAAGUUCAUUCAGUUGCUUUUGCCAUUGAAACGAUCUGUUCUAUAAAUUGGAAUAACGUUUUCAGUUUAAGUUUUUUAUUCAAUUAAAGAAAAAUGCGUGAGUAUAAAUUGGUUGUUUUGGGCAGCGGUGGUGUGGGAAAGUCGGCUCUUACUGUCCAAUUUGUCCAGGGCAUCUUUGUUGAAAAAUAUGAUCCAACAAUUGAAGACUCAUACAGAAAACAAGUAGAAGUUGAUAGCGCACAAUGUAUGUUGGAAAUUUUGGAUACUGCUGGCACGGAACAAUUUACUGCUAUGCGUGAUCUGUAUAUGAAAAAUGGGCAAGGAUUUGUACUUGUAUAUUCUAUUACUGCACAAUCAACUUUUAAUGAUUUACAAGAUUUACGUGAACAAAUUCUUAGAGUCAAGGAUGCUGAUGAUGUUCCUAUGGUAUUAGUUGGAAAUAAAUGUGAUUUGGAAGAUGAAAGAGUUGUUGGACGAGAACAAGGCCAACAAUUAGCGCGUACAUUUGGUUGUGCUUUCAUGGAAACAUCCGCAAAGCAACGUGUUAAUGUUAACGAUAUAUUCUAUGACUUAGUACGACAGAUUAAUCGUAGAUCGCCAGACAAAGGUUCUAAAGGAAAAUCAAAGAAAAAGAGAUCACUUUGUACUAUAUUGUAAGCUAGAUAAUUGAUCAGGAUCAAAAUAAAUAGGACAAGAAUGAAAGUUAUUAGGAAGACCAAACAAGAAUCUGGUAACAUUAUGAUGACCUCCUGAAAAAGGAUUUAUUUAAUAUUGUAUACAUUUAAUUAUAUUUUGUAAAUAACUAUUUAUAAUAUUGUUUUAUCUUUUUAUUUAAUGUUUCUUAUUUAAUUUAUUACAUAUACUAUGUUCUUAUUAGAUACCAAGCACAUUUAAUUAUUAUCCAAACAACUUAUUGUAAAUAAUUUAUUAUGUCUUAUUAUUAAUAUAAUUAUUUAAAAUUGUAAUUAUUUUGUUUAGUAUUGAACAGAGCGUUUAAGAAUUAUAAUUGGGUAUUAGCUUGGUGUUUGCACAACUGUUAUCUGUUGAUUGAAUUAAUGAUACGUAAACUAAGUUUUUUGACAAAACUUGUAUAUUCAAAGUAUAAUUUUUUUGUUGUUUUCGGUAAUUCUCAAUAUUUAAAGCUACCAAUUAUAACAUAUUUUAAAUAUUUUAA
Molecule: messenger RNA, 1355 nt
Organism: Daktulosphaira vitifoliae (grape phylloxera)
Lineage: Eukaryota; Metazoa; Arthropoda; Insecta; Hemiptera; Phylloxeridae
Gene: Rap1
Product: ras-related protein Rap1
Exons: 6
Coding region: 275-838 (187 amino acids)
Biological process (GO): cellular response to cAMP; negative regulation of synaptic vesicle exocytosis; Rap protein signal transduction
Cellular component (GO): plasma membrane
Molecular function (GO): GTP binding; GTPase activity; GDP binding
Source: RefSeq, a predicted model, not a curated record